Molecule: messenger RNA, 11664 nt
Organism: Brassica rapa (field mustard)
Lineage: Eukaryota; Viridiplantae; Streptophyta; Magnoliopsida; Brassicales; Brassicaceae
Product: sodium transporter HKT1
Biological process (GO): monoatomic cation transport; transmembrane transport
Cellular component (GO): plasma membrane
Molecular function (GO): sodium ion transmembrane transporter activity
Source: RefSeq, a predicted model, not a curated record
AUGACUAUAUAUUUACAAAAAUGUUCUACAAUUUAUUAUUUUAUUUUUUUAGAUAUUAUUAAUGUUCAUACUAGUAUAACUUAAUCUGAUAAAUUUCAUUUCUAAUAUGUAUUAAUUUAUUAAAUAUUACUUUAUAGAAGUUUACAUAUAUGGCUAAAACAUUAGCGUAAUCGCAUGGACAUGACUCAAACCAUGAUGAAUAAUGCUUAAGUUCACCCCUAGGGUAAACCUUUAAAUUCACCUUUUUUUUUAUAGUCAAUUAAACUGCCAUCUAGAUUAAUGCCACAUAGAUAAAUGGUUUAAAUUCACUUUUUUUAUAACCGACUAAAAUGUCACCUAGAUUAGUGCCAAACCUAGAGUUUAGAUCGAGGGUUUACAUUUUUAGGUUUAGGGUUUAGGAUAUAUGGUUUGAGUUUAGGGUAUGAGUUUAGGAUUUAUAGUUUGGGAUUAAAUUUAAGGUAUAAGAUUUGAGUUUAUGGUCUAGGGUAUAGGAUUUAAGAUUUAGAGUAUAGAAUUUGAGUUUAGGGUUUGAAUUUAAAUUUUGGGUUUAAAGUUUAUGAUUUAGAGUUAAUGGUUUUCUGGCAGCGUUAGCUUCGUAAAGAUUAGCAUUAUUAUUUUUUUACCUAUUUUGUUUUUUUAUAGUUUAAUAAAUAUUAUUUAUUUAUCUAUGUUGCAAUAAUCUAGUUGGCGAUUUGAUUAGUUAUAAAAGUGAGGUGAAUUUAAAAGUUGAUCCAAUAGUAGGUUCAUCCCUCAAAUUUCCGUUAAAAUCUUGCCUACACAAUGCUGUAAUGUUAGUCACCGUCAUCGUAUGUAUAGCUGAGCAUGUUCAUGUGCAUGUACUAUAAAUAAACACUAGGGCCGAGGAUCGUACUUACACAAACCCAAAAAUAAAAUAAAAAUGGAGAGAGUUGGGGCAAGAAUAUUAGCUAAAAUCCGUUCACAGGUGUUUGCUAAGCAUCUGUCCCCCCUCUGCCUCUACUUCAUCUAUUUCCUGACCUUCUCCAUUUUAGGGUUUUUGGCACUCAAGAUCUCGAAGCCAAGAAUCACUUCACGUCCUCAUGACUUUGACCUCUUCUUCACUUCUGUUUCCGCCCUCACCAUCUCUUCCAUGUCCACCAUCGACAUGGAAGUCUUCUCCAACACCCAACUUAUCUUUCUCACUAUACUUAUGUUCCUCGGUGGAGAGGUCUUUACUUCCUUCCUUAAUCUCUACUUUUCUCAUUUCACAAAAUUCGUCUACCCUCAUAACAAGGUUAGACACCUUACGGACUCUUUCGACUUGGACCGUCGUAUGGAGGAACCCCGUAUUGACAUCGAGAACGUCAUUGAUCAUCAAGAAGGUUCAAUCCAGAUGAUUGAGAGGGCAUCUAAGUGCUUGUACUCAGUGGUUCUUGGUUACCAUCUCAUUACACACCUAGUCGGCUCCCUGUUGGUUCUUGUGUACGUAAGCUUUAUUAAAACAGCGAGAGAUGUUCUUAGUUCCAAGGACAUCUCACCUCUCACUUUCUCGGUGUUUAUGACUGUCUCCACAUUCGCAAACGGUGGAUUUGUCCCAACUAAUGAGAACAUGAUCAUCUUCCGCAAGAACUCGGGCCUUCUUUGGCUCCUUAUCCCUCAAGGUCUGAUGGGAAACACUUUGUUCCCUUGCUUCUUGGUGCUGAUCAUAUGGGGUCUUUAUAAGAUUACAAAGCGCAACGAGUUUGGUUAUAUUCUUAAGAACCACAAGAAGAUGGGAUACUAUCAUUUACUUUCCGUUCGUGUCUGUAUUCUUCUUGGAUUGACGGUGUUAGGGUUUUUUUUGUUUCAAUUUCUUCUCUUUUGCACUUUUGAGUGGAGUUCAGAGCCUCUUGAAGGAAUGAGUUGGUACGAGAAGUUGGUUGGAUCGUUGUUUCAAGUGGUGAACUCGAGACAUACCGGAGAAACUAUUGUAGACAUCUCUACACUUUCCCCAGCUACCUUGAUAUUCUUCAUCACAAUGAUGUUCCUUCCUCCGUACACAUUGUUUAUGCCGUUGACCGAAGAAAAUAAUAACAAAGAUGAAGAGGAUGAUUCCGGAAAUGGAAACAAACGGAAAAGAAGUGGGUUCUUCGUGUCACAACUUUCCUUUUUAGUAAUAUGCAUUUUUCUUGUUUCCAUCGUCGAAGAAGAACAACUACGACGAGAUCCACUCAACUUUAACGUUCUUAACAUCACUCUCGAAGUUAUCAGUGCAUAUGGAAACGUGGGGUUCACGACCGGGUACAGCUGCAAACGGCGGCUGGACGCUAGCGAUGGUGUCUGCAAAGACGCGAGUUACGGUUUUGUGGGAAGGUGGAGUCCCACUGGGAAAAUUAUACUUAUAUUAGUAAUGUUGUAUGGUAGGUUUAAACACUUUACGUCCAAAUCUGGCCGGGCAUGGAUUCUAUAUCCCUCUUCUUUCUAAAUAACAUAUAUAUAAAAAACAAUUACCCUUUUUCGAAAUGUAUUGUAAGCUAAUGUGCAUCCCUUUUUAACUACUCUCCUGAAAAUGUAUUGAAAGAAUGAAUAAUAUAAGGAGUAUAUUUCAUCUUCCCUUGCGUGUUGUAAAUCCCUUAUAUAUUAUUCGAACAACAUUUUAGUUACGACACAUGUCAUUACUAGAAUGCUACUCAAAGGCCCUAGACAAAUAUGUUGGUCUAUCUAAAUAUAUAUUAUAUUUUUUUAUCAAACUAACCAUAAAAUUAAUCAUUAAUGUACUUUAUUCUUUCCUUAAAUAAAAUCUACGAAAUUACCUAAUGUGAUUAAAAUAUCUUAUAUAUUAUUCGAACAACGUUUUAGAUAUGACAUGUGUCAUUACUAAAAUGCUACUCAAAGUCCCUAGUGAAAUAUGUUGGUUUAUCUAAACAUAUAUUAUAUUUUUUAUUAAACUAACAAUAAAAUUAAUCAUUAAUGUAAUUCAUUAUUUCUUUAAAUAAAAUCUACGAAAUUACCUAAUGUGACUAUUAAUGAUUUUCAGUAAGAGACAUUUGAUAAAAAAUGUACCAUUAUUCUUUUUGUUUAAUUUUAUACUAUUAAAUUAAAUUAAAUAAUAAUAUUCCCCAUAUAAUAAAAAUUUAGAUUUUUUUGUACAUGUUAUAUUUCAAAUUUUAAAAUGCGACAAUAAAUUACUAAAAACGUUAAAAAAUUCCACAUAAAAAAUUGUGAUUAAUGAUUUAAAUUUUUGGGCUUUUUGCAAAUAUGACUCAAAACUUGAAGUCACACACAAAACUAACACAUGUUUCUUUUGGAACUUUGACUUGCUUCUUUCAUCCCCAAAGUUCAGAUUAUCAUGAAAAUGCCAUCACUUUUUUUUACCUUUUUUUUUUCUUUUCUAAAAUGCAUAUUUUACUCUAUCGCCCUCAUCUUCCUCAAGUAUUCACAAUAUUUCCAUUGCCAUCAAUACACCAACCACCAUGAACAACCAAUUUGAAGCUCUUAAUACACCUAAAAAGUGAUUUACACUCUUUCUUUCUCAAUUCUUAUGAACUAAAAACAACAUCUCUUUCACUUUCACUCCAUAUUCAUCCAAAAAAACCCAAGAUUUUGAUUCUAAAUAUUUUAUGGUUCAUAGAGUCGUUGAAGCUUACAAUUCUUGGUGGGUCACUUUUGUUUUAGAUUCUAGGUGCUUGGCGAAGACUUAUAUGUGCUAAACAAGUUCACUGGUUGAAACUAUGAAAUCAGUUUUGUUAUCCAGAGCUGUUCUUCUAGACAACUUACAAGGAAGUCUUAUGGUCAAUGCAGAUGUUAGUUUUGCAAUUUUCUUUUAAAUGUGUUUUUAUAAACGACUUACAUGGAAGUCGUCCAUCUUUGUUUGUUAAAAAAAAAUACGAGACGACUUUAAAUGGGUUAAGUAUGGAUUUGACCGAUUUUUUUCAGAAAUUUGACUUUUCCUAGACGAUUUACAUGUAAGUCGUCCCGUGGAAAAUUUAAAAAACCAACAUUUUGUUAUACCUAGACGACUUACAUGGAAGUCGUCUCAGGUUAGUUUGCAAUUGAAAUAUUAAACAAUUUUAUUUUCUAGACGACUUACACGGAAGUCGUCCGUCCGACGACUUACAUCGAAGUCGUUCAUGAUCUUAUUGGGAGAUUAUGGUCAAACCUUGUAUAUCUUGGAUGAUUUUCUUGGAAGUCAUCGGACGGACGACUUCCGUGUAAGUCGUCUAGAAAAAAAAAUUGUUUAAUUUUUUAAUUCAAACUAACCUGAGACGACUUACAUGGAAGUCUUCUAAGUAUAACAAAAUAUUGAUUUUUUAAUUUUCUAUUGGACGACUUACGUGUAAGUCAUCCAGGAAAUAGUCAAAUUUCUGAUACAAUCCGGUCAAAUGCAAAACUAACCUGUUUUUCCUAGACGACAUACAUGUAAGUCAUCUCGAGUUUUUUUUAACAAACAAAGAUGGACGACUUCCAUGUAAGUCUUCUAGGUUAAAAAUCAAUUGCAAAACUAACCUAAAUUGAUGAAUUCCUAGAAGUCUGCCAGACGUCCUCCGAGGAAGUCGUCUGCGUCAAUGUUUAAUAAACUUUUAUUUUCUCUAAAACUAUAAAUAAUUUUUAACAUUUUCUUGUUAAUUCAUGUCUAUUAAUCAAUAUUUUACCUACUGAAUGAAAUUUAUAAAUUAAUUCGUAUUUUUAAGAGUAUUAAGUAACUUCAACAUAUGUAAAACUCAUAUUUUCAAAAUAUAUUUUUUGCCUUAGUUUUACUAAAUUUGACUAAGUUUUUCAAAACAAACUUGUAAAAAUUGUGAUAUGUUUUGACUAGUUACUAUUAUUUGUUUACAUCUCUUAAGUAUGCACCAAUGAUGAUUAUUUCUAUGAGUGGGUAAAAUACUUGUUUCUUUAAAUGUCGUAUUAGUGACUUAAGUAUCAUUAUUGUUAUAUGCAUCAAUGAUUUUUUUUUUUGCUAUGAGUGAGUAGAAUGGUUAAAAUGAUUUUUAAUAUGUUGUAUCAAUGACUUAAGUAUUAUGAUACCACUCAAAUUACCCUAAGGAGUGAAUUACUCUCUCAAAUAAGAGGUUCAAUUGUAGUACUCAGGGAUCGAAUCCACAAGGAGAUAGGGAACUUAUUAAAUCUAGUAAUUUAUUAAUUCUAAGUGUUUGUUGUUUUAUGGUUUAAAUGUAAAUAGCAAUCCUAAUUGAGAAAGUCUAUUGCUCGACUAACAAGAUGAUUUGGGGGUGUAACUUAUUGGAAAGGUAUUAGAUGCAGGGUAUCUAUUCAGGUGUUGGAGAUUAUAAUCCUAUAGAUGCCUAUCAGUUGCAUGCAUGAUAUAUUAGAGCUCAACCCCUUAGACACAAUGAUCAGUGAUGGCAAUGUUUCACUGGUUAACUAACUAGAUCUUGGACCUCAACUGUCGUAUAUUGAUUACAAAAAAGUGUCGAUCGAUGGUCCUAUAGGGAUAUCGAUCGAUACACCUUUCACAAAUAUCGAUCGAUUGUCAGAAGACAGUAUCAAUCGAUGCUUCUAGUUAAGCCUCAAGCGUGAGUUGAUAAUGCUCACUAGCUUUCUAGUUCAGCGGUAGCCUUUUUCCAGUUGUCUAGUAUGACAGAUUAGGUUCAGGACUGGAUGGUCAAGGAUGCUUGACUCAUGCAGAUUCCUAGGUUCAAUAUUCUAGGUAGCUAAUCUAGAACAAGCACUAACCUACUUGAACCCUGAAUCUAACAAGUAAACUACUCAAACAUAGCUAAGCAAUUCAUGACACAAAAUAUAAAUAAAACUUGCAUAGAAUAGAAUAAAUGAAUCAAUGGAGUUCCAAUCACAAAUCUUUCUAUGAUCUUCUCUCCUAAAACUCUCUGCUGAAAAUAAGAAUACAAAGGUGGCCAAAAGCUCUCUUGCCUCCUAGCACUUAGGCAAGUAUAUAUCUAUUAGGUUAAAAACUCUUCAGGGGUAAUCUUGUAAUUUGUUGAAGUCUUGGGUUUAAAGUCGGCUGGAACCAAGUCGUGCUUCCGCGUCUCGACAUCGAGCGAUGGUACAUGAUGUACAUAGAUCGAUCUUAAUCUUCAAUCGUCGAGGCUUCUCUUCUGUAUCGAUCAACGACACUGGAUGUGCAUCGAUCGAUUGUGUCUUCUUCGUAUCGACCUCUAAUGGUCAGCUCGGAUGAAUACUCAUUUAAGCUCCUAAAUACUCCAUAAUCAUCACUUUACUCCAAGAUACUUCUGAACCUGAAAACAUACCUAAUAGGAUAGAAUAUAUAGUAUAUAGAUAGUAAAAUACUUAUAUACCAUGGGUGAAAAUGGAUCAAAUCCAUGGUAUAUCAACUCCCCCAGACUUACCCUUUUGCUUGUCCUCAAGCAAAAACGUCUCUCUGAAAGAGGUUUGAAAACAGCAGGUACUUAUAGAUAUCAAACAUAGAAAUCAUCACCUCUACAAUUUCGCAAACCACAUCUAAAGUCCUAAUCACAAAAGCACAUUACGCAAUAUCCUAGCUUAGCAACCAAGUUCAACUAGUCUACAACUUAGAAAAUCAUGUCUUACAUUCCCCUCUACUAACCUUAUUUCUCAGCAUAAAUAUAAAAGUGCAUGCUUUACCUUGGGAGUAUCGUUCAAAGGAUGCAAGGAUUUUCAGACAAGUAUGUGGAACUGCAUGUAAAAGUUAGUUCAUAAUUUCUCUAUCUCUAAUUUCUCUCCUGAGUCGAAGUCUGCUUCUAUUGUAGGAUCAGUGACCAAGAUUGGACAUGCUUCCAUGAAUCAAGUCAUAAUGAUGGUUGCCACCAAGCCCUAUUCACUUCUUUUUGACCUAUAUCCAAAAAUUCUUUGUGAAGCGAGCCUUGAAUAUUGCCGCCUCCAAGUCCUGUUCGAAUUCUUUAUUUGGAAUCUUUAUGAAGCAAGUCUUAAUGGUUGUAGCCACCAAAUCAUGUUCAGAUUCCACCUAACUAAAUCCUAAGUCCUAUUUAAAUAGGAAAUAUCGGAUUUUUUUAAUAUAAAAACUAGUAACUAAUACUAACUACUCUAGGGUCGAAAUAGAGAGAGAAAAUUGUGAUAAAUAAAUCUACAUAAAGCUUUACCUUCCAGACUUGUCUGAAGAAUCCGAUCCGAUGUAUACCAAGCCCCAAGACAAACGGUUAUGUCAGGUUUAGUAUUGGAGGUCAGCUUUGGUUCCUUCAAACAAUCAAGCCAAGUGUGUAUAGUUGACAGGUUGGUCCACUUUAGCAUCUUAGUACUAUCUGCAAGCAGUAAAUCUAGAAUGGUGCUAAAGAGUGGUUCGACAUUCAAGUAAUAAAAUCAUAGUCUCUUUCACAUAGCUAAGCAUAAUUUAUAAAAAUCUUUUUAUAAGAAUCAGAAUAAAUCAUAUCAGUAAACCUCCCCACAGACUUAAAUUAGUUAUGGUGGAAAUAAAUCAUAAGUACAAAUUUAACAAGCUAGGAAGAUAAACCUGACCGGAGUGGGAAUCGAUCGAUGUGCAUAGGUAUGCAUCGAUCGUCUUGUGUGUGUGUGUGUCGAUCGAUGUCGACGUCUCAUCCACGGUCGAUAUGUUGGUACUCAUCCUACUUGGGUCUUGCAAUAAAUAUGAAAGAAUAAAAAAGAAAAUAAAUACCAAUAACUAAGAAAACUAAUUAAAAUUACCUAAUAGUGGGUUGCCUCCCACUCAGCGCUUUGUUAUAGUCAUUUAUCUUGACUUUAGAGGUAUGUGGCAAGUUGGUGGAGAAACAUCUACUUGUUGAGAAACAAGCAUCCACCUCAUCUCUGCACAUUCUGGACCAAGCUGCAAUGAAACUUCUUGUGGCCUCAUCAUUUCUGGUCCAUCUCUUAUCCAUCAUUUGUACUGCAUUUGAGAUGUUCUGUAGUCUUUCUAGGAUGUAUUUAAUGCUGAACUGAUAGCAGCUUAUCUUUCUGUAGGCGUAUUCUGAUUGCUCGUUCAGUUGCUCCUGCAUUGACUCCUUGUAGUGUGGUAUCAGCUGUGCGUCGUCUGGUAUGGAAGUGGUAUCGAUCGAUGCGACCAAGUGUCUAUCGAUCGUUGCUGGUGUAGCACUGUCGAUCGAUUUUGAGUGUGCUCCAUCGAUCGAUGCUGAUAUCUGGUGUUGAGAUGCGAGUUGCCUUUGAAUGGCUUUGACUUCCUUCUGUACCCAUUCUGCUUGGCUAUCUAGUCCACUGAUUUUGACGUCGAAUGGAAAGUAGAUGUCAUCACACCGCUUCUCAAGUCGGUCCUCCAAGGUGUCUAUAGCUUUGUAAAGCUUUGAUGUGAUCUGAUCAACUGCGUCUGCUGUGUAGGGAAGAUGUUCUGUAAGUUUCUUGCCGUCGAGCAAUGUCAUGCGGAACCUAUCGAUCAAUGUUGAACCUUCUUCCUGAAAAUCGUGUUGAUCAUUAAGCUUACCAAUGUCCUUCUGGACAUUCAUCAUCUGUGUAGACAAGGUGUCCAAGUAUUGCAUGAUAGGUGAGGUGAACCGGUCGUGCAUAUCCUCAUACGAUUUCUACCACUCCUCCAUUGCUGCGAACCUUGUGUCGAUCGAUGUGAUGUUGCAGAUAUCGAUCGAUGUGGCUGGUUGUGGAUCGUUCAUGCGAAUGGUGUCCAGUUUUUGCUGUACCAGAUCAAUUCUCGUGCUCAACCAGUCCACGUUGUUGUUUAGAGGGUUGUAAACGUCGUUAAUCCUAGUGUUGAUGUAUGCGAUCUCCCAUUCAUCCUUCUUCUCUGCCAAACGUUCCGGUUCUGCAGGAAUCUGGGAUGUAUGUGGCUUGACGUCGAUCGAUGUUGCUUUGUUGGCGUCGAUCGAUGUUGAUGACAUCAGGAAAAUUCUAGAGAGAGCAUCCCUAUUUGUUGGCGUCGAUCGAUGUUGAGUUCAUCUCCAAGCUUUUCCUGAGUUCCACAAAUACCAGUCACCAUCUCAUUGAUCUCAUCCUUGGUGUAGAUCUCAGGUGCCAGUGUUGUAGGUGUGAAGGAAAUGACAUGUUCUGGAAGACAUAUGCGACCCUCUCCAAAUAGGGAUGCUCUCUCUAGAAUUUUCCUGAUGUCAUCAUUGGUAACAGGAAUCAUAUCACCAGCUGCGCUCCUUGCAUAUCCAGACUCGUCUAUGUAGACUCCAUAUUCGUCCUUCUGUUCCCAUCUAAACUUUCUGGCUCCAUAGCUGUCAUGAGCACGACGUCCACAUUUAUAAUGUCUAUCGAUCGAUGGUGAAGGUGUUUUAUCGAGCGACGUUGGUGUUACCCUAUCGAGCGAUGUAGAAGCAAUCUCAUCGAUCGAUGGAUAGCUAACAGGUUUGCACAUUUGGUGUGAACUAAUUCCUGUUAUUAUAGCUUCCACUACAAAGAAAAGUGAUAUUAAUAGCACAUUAUGAUAGCAUUGUUUUCUAAACUGCUAUGAAAGAUUAAUUUUUUACUUUUGUUUAUAUUGAUAGCAGUUAAUUAUCGCUGUUGUGGAAAAUUAGUGAGCGGGACGCGGAAAUCAUUGAUACCACCAAUACUUAGUUAAAAAACAGAUUUUUUUUUUGUCAUCAACAAUACAAACUCAUACUGACUCUGUAAACCAAACCGGGUGAUUUGUAUCCAUGUGAACGACGAAAGACGAUUGCUUUCUAGCACUGCGUGCUAGAUUAUCCUCCUUUGAAUUUUGUGUCCGUGGUACAUAGAUAAUCUCUGAUCGGGUGAAGCUCUUUUUCAGGAUCUUGAUGUCUUCCAAAUAAUUUGCAAAAACUAAAAAACAGAUUUAAGUGCCAAAUACAUGAUAUCAAAAAAAUAUAAUAGCAUUUUUCUUAUGCAUUGAAAACAUUAAUCUUUAAAUCUAAACUACAUACCAAAUCAUACUUAAUUUUUAUAUCUUACACAAUUUUUAAUUUUUAAACUUCUUUGCUUUAAUAACUUUAACGUUAUGACUAAGUCUUAACAUUUAUAUUUAAUAGUCACUUUUAUCAUUAUAAAUCUUAAGUUAAAAUUAAAAUUCCAAACCACGUCAAAUCUUACACACGCAGACUACAAAUCUAAUAUUUUCACAAAUAAUCUCAACUUAAUCUAAUAUCUAAACUUAAUUUUUAAAAACGUAGUCCAAGUCUUAAUCUUAACCUCAAAUCCCAAAUUUAAACUUUGAACUCUAUAUCAUAAACAUUAAAUUUACAAUAUAGUAAAUAAUCUAAUUAUUAGAUGAAAAAUUACUCUAUAUUAAACGUUUUAAGCUUAUAAAUUUAAUUUUCAAAUAUUUAUCCUAAAUUUAAGAUUAAAUAAAAAAAAAAUUAUCUUUUUGCUACCCCUAUUUGAAACCCUAAACAUAAUCUUUAAAACUCUAAUCUAUUCAAAUCUAAACCUUGCACAUUAUAUUCCUAACAUUAAAAUUUUGACUUUAAAUUGCAUAAACUGAAUCUUAACUACAACUUUUCAACCUCAAAGAUUAAUUAAUUUAUAUAAUCUCUAAAACUUUAUAUCUACAUUUUUUAAAAAAUAUUAUAAUAUUAAAGUUACAAUAGUUGCCAAGAACGAAGAUAAACUACAAUAAAAAUAAAUAAAAUUAGUAAUCUCUCAUCUAUUUUCCAUUGGCUAAUAAUGAGAGUGUGUGGAUUGGCAAUAUAGACCAUUGAUUAAUUUUAUUCAAUGGCCCAGAUUCAUCCAAUUUGUGCUUCUUCAUCUCUCUGUUUCUCGGCUUUAGACCAUCUCCAACCCAACUCUAAAAUACUAUUUUAGUGUGAUUUUGACACUAAAAUCUUUUCCAACCCAACACUAAAAAUCACACUAUUUUAGUGUAAAACUAUAAUUUCACACCAAAUUUGGUAUGACACUAUUCACCACACUAAAACGCUAUUCACCCCACUAAAACAAUAUUUACUUAAUUUAUUAAUAAAAUGGACAAUUAAAUAAAUACAAAUAAAACUAUAAAUACAUAUAAUAUUAUAAAAUAGUUUCUAAUGUGAAAUUUGGUGUUAUAGUUGGAGAAAAACUUUUUUUAGUGCUGAAAUUACACUAAAAUAGUGUAGUUUUGACACUAUAAUAGUGUUAUGGGUUGGAGAUGCUCUUAGUUUUCAUUUUAUAUUUUGCUUUCUUCCUCUUCUGUCAAAUCUCACUCUUCCACCGUCUUCAACGCCAAAGCUUUGCCUCCUCAUGAACCCGAGGACGAACCCCACAGACGAGCCAUUUUGAUUGGGCUGAGAUGAAGCUCUGCGCCUGAUGAGCUUCUCUACCGCAUCGCAGAUCCAUCUUCGCCGGUCUCUGCCUUCACCGAAGUCGCCACCGCCACUGCUCGUCACCACCGUUACUGGUCACAUCUCUCUCUAUUUCUCUCAUUCUGUGUUUUUCACUCUCUUUCUCUAUGUUUUGAGUGUGAUUUUUUGUUCUUCUUGUUAGAUGAAGGUGGUCAAGGCAGAGGAGCCUGAUGGAGGAGGACGUAAUAGAAGCGGUGGGUCGUUAGCGGCUGGGAGAUGCAGUUGGUUCAUAGACGAUGAGGAGAUAUAUAUGAGAAGCCAUAGAGGAGAGAUAGAUGAGACGUGGUGGAAGUGAAGAGCUUCAUGGAGUUGGUUCAGAGACAAUGGUGAGGUUUGACGGUGGCUGUUCAAAGACGAUGAGGUAGAAGAAGAAGAAGAAGAAGAAAUCGAUGGAGUUGAAGUUGACGGCGAAGAGUUUAGAUCUAGGGUUAUUCAUCUUGUUUUUCAGGUUUAGAUUUCUAAACUGGGUCUGUGUGUAAACCAGUGUAAACCGGGUUUGUGUGUAAACCGAUAUAAUUUGUAAACCACGAUUUUAAUAAUAAACCAAUAUCCUUUCAAA